Messenger RNA from Protopolystoma xenopodis, 255 nucleotides. The record is from the annotation of a GenBank genome assembly. NCBI's taxonomy places the organism in Eukaryota, Metazoa, Platyhelminthes, Monogenea, Polystomatidea, Polystomatidae.
AUGCCUAGAGAAUUGGAGAAGCAACGACUUAAUUGCAUAAUGGCCUACGGAAAAGAUUUGCCGGAGCACUACAAGGAUGACUUUGGCUCUGCUACUUCCCGAAUAUCUCGAAUCGGACUUUCAAGAAGUCGCGCACUUAAGGCCGGUCGCCUCCCCUUUCUUACUGCAGAUUUGACCGAUGAUGAUAUGGCAUUCUCUCCCAAAGAGCGAUUCACCGAAUGUGAGUGUCCUUCCACAUUUCAUCACAAUUAUUAA